Messenger RNA from Gavialis gangeticus (Gharial), 2567 nucleotides. Its product is annotated as UPF0061 protein PFLU_0444-like. NCBI's taxonomy places the organism in Eukaryota, Metazoa, Chordata, Crocodylia, Gavialidae. The record is from RefSeq and is a predicted model, not a curated record. The transcript is spliced from 18 exons. Bases 819 to 2408 code for a protein of 529 amino acids.
AGCCCCCUAAACUCAGCAGGGUGGUUUUUUGGCAGUCGCCCACAAGAGUAGGAACUGAAUAAUGAUUCUAGCAACCAGCUUCAAGAGCUAGGAAUAAUUUAUGAAUAACCACUGUACAUUUUUUUUGUUGUUGCAAAAAUGCAUCUGGCAAAUUUACCAGAGGUACAUUUAGUAAGGGAUUUCAAAAUGGCUGCUAGUGAAAAUCUCUUGAAAAUGUUAAUAUAUCCCCAGCCAGUUCUGGGUCUUAAAAUGUGUUACUGCUGGCUUCUCUGUCCCUAGUGAAGAUGUGAAAUAGCCCUGAGCAAAGAAGAAUAGUUGAGGCUGGAGGAGACAAGUUAUGGUGCAGGAAGAGCCAGAGGCUCUUGCCUCUGUUAACUGCUUUGCAUUGUGCAGAGCAACCCUAAAGCUGGCGUGGGGACUCGCUUGGCGUAUGGACUGUCUGCUGUCUGCCCUUGGGCACCGGGGCACUGGGGCUUGGACUGUGCCUUUGGGCAUGGUUCUCACACUACUGUACUCUGGCAAUUCCUGGCUGUUGAAAUGGCCUUUUAAUGCAAUUGAGUGUAAUUUGAGGCAGCCCUGAGUUGUGUGGGCCUAGCUGGAUUUCAGAUUUAUUUUGGCGGGGGUGGGAAGAGUUGGAUCAGAAAUAAUAUCCUUUAUUUCUCCCCCCUGCCCACAACUACACUGAAUGCAGCUGUGGAUUCAGCUCCUGCUGUCUAAAAUAAGGAUACGUUUUGGUUUUGGAUGUUAUUUGAUCUUGUUCACUCAUUUGAAAAUAUUUGAUUUUUUUUAACUUCAGAGGAAGUACUCUGUCCAUAGUAAUGCACCUACAAUUUUUUUUUUUUUUUUUUAAAGAUUUACUGCUUUUUUCCCGCCCCCCAGCAACUCUGCCAGUUGAUCCUGUUCAGGAAAACUAUGUUCGUCAAGUGAGAGACUGCAUUUUUUCAGUUGCCUACCCUACUCCAUUCAAAUCCAGAGUACUUCUUGUGGCCGUUUCAAAGGUGGUUCUUGAAGAGAUUUUGGACCUUGAUGUGUCUGUCACUGAAACAGAUGAUUUUCUGCAGCUUGUCAGUGGUGGGAAAGUAGUAUUUGGAUUUGUUCCUCUGGCUCAUAGAUAUGGAGGCCACCAGUUUGGUAGCUGGGCAGGUCAGCUUGGUGAUGGAAGAGCCCACAUGAUUGGAGUGUAUACAAACAGGUAUGGUGAGAGGUGGGAACUACAGCUAAAAGGCUCAGGAAAGACACCAUACUCUAGGGAUGGUGAUGGAAGAGCUGUACUUCGUUCCUCUGUGCGAGAAUUUUUGUGUAGUGAAGCCAUGCACUGCCUUGGCAUUCCAACAAGCAGAGCUGCUAGCUUGGUUGUAAGUGAUGAUGAUGUGUGGAGAGACCAGUUUUACAAUGGAAAUGUUAAGAAAGAAAGAGGUGCAGUAGUCCUGCGUGUUGCCAAAUCAUGGUUUCGCAUAGGUUCAUUAGAAAUUUUAGCUCAUUCUGGGGAACUGGACUUACAAAGAUCAUUGCUAGACUUCAUUAUACAAGAACAUUUUCCAUCAAUAAACAUGAAUGAUUCAAACAGAUAUCUGGAUUUUUUCUCUAGAGUGGUAUCAGAGACUGCAAACUUGAUUGCAUUGUGGAUGUCUGUGGGCUUUGCUCAUGGUGUGUGCAAUACAGAUAACUUCAGUUUGUUAUCCAUAACAAUAGAUUAUGGCCCGUUUGGUUUUAUGGAGUCCUAUGAUCCAGAUUUUGUUCCAAACACAUCUGAUGAUGAAAGAAGGUAUAAAAUAGGAAAUCAGGCAAAUGUUGGAUUGUUUAAUCUGGACAAGCUGUUACAAGCUCUAAAACCUUUAUUGGAUUCCAGACAAAAGCAGCUGGCUUUUCAGAUUCUGGAGGGAUACUCUAGUCACUAUUAUCUCCGUUUUACAGAACUAUUCAAAGCAAAACUAGGUUUCCUUGGGGAGGGUAAAGAUGAUCACUAUUUGAUUGCAUUCCUCCUAAGACUCAUGGAAGAUACAAAAGCUGAUUUUACAAUGACAUUUCGACAGCUUAGUGAAAUUACUCAAGACCAGCUAAAGGAACUCCAUAUUCCCAAGGAGUAUUGGGCUCUGCAGGACCUUGCUAAACACAAGUUCUUUUCCAACUGGGUUACUAUGUACCUCUUAAGAUUAAGACGUAACAAAGGUGAUUCAGACAGUAAGAGAAGAAAAAGAAUGACAAGUAUCAAUCCUAGAUAUGUGCUUAGAAAUUGGAUGGCAGAGUCAGCCAUACAAAAAGCUGAAAUGAAUGAUUUUUCAGGGGUUCAUCUCCUGCAGCAGGUUUUACAACAUCCCUUCCAGAGGCAGUCAGUGGCAGAGAAAGCUGGCUACUCACUGCAUCCACCAACUUGGGCCAAAGACCUUAAAGUUAGCUGUUCAUCCUGAUAAAGAACAGUGGAAGCAAAAGAAAAUGAACUGGGUCAGAGUUUAAGCCUUCAAACUGGAUUGGAGAAUCAGGCAGCACCAUCCUGCCUUCCCAUUAUGGUUUACUGCAGGCAUGGUUCCUUCAAUCUGCUAAGUAACCAGCUUUAUAAAAGUCAUAAA